Molecule: messenger RNA, 1461 nt
Organism: Stylonychia lemnae
Lineage: Eukaryota; Ciliophora; Spirotrichea; Sporadotrichida; Oxytrichidae
Source: the annotation of a GenBank genome assembly
AUGAUUGAAUAAGGUAAAAUAAACAGUUAGUAUUUGUUAACUUACUAAAAUAAAUUCGACGAGGAAAUUACUUUGAAGGAUGACAUUGAUUUUUAAAUAGCUCUUAAAGAUUUUUGUGCAGAAAAAUAAAAUUCAUUGACAAUCACUGUUAAAAAUAGAAGUGAUGAAACAGGAAAAUUUGAAGCUAAUAAUAAGAGGAAGUCAUAUGAUUAAUCUGAGGAAGUCUACAAUUAAAAACAUCUCGGGUAAAUUUUCAUGAACGAAAUGUCACAAUAGUUUGAAGAUGAUCUGGUUGAAAGAAUGGUUGAAAAACUUGACUAAAAUAGACAUAAAAACGAUCUCUUGAUGUCACCUGAAGAUCUCAAUAGUCUUAACAAUGCUUUAAAUUUAAUGCCUCAGGAUAAAAAUUCUGAUCUCAUCAAUUUUGAAAAACCAGAAUAAAAAGAAUAAUUAAUAUUUGGACUUACAGAAUAAAGAAUAAGAUAAAUGGUUAGACAUAUGUUUCUAAAUGAAAUUGAAGGCAUCAUCGAUAAAAUAUUAAAUCACCAAAGAGAAUAUAUACUAAAUGCUUUAGAUUAAAGUAGCAAGGAUGCCACUAAUUUCCGUCAUCAUUAAAUGAAAUAAUAGAAGUCGGAUGACUUUGCUGAGAAAGCAAAAUUAAACAAAAUUAAAUAAUUGAUGAAUUAGGAAGAAGAGAAAGUCUUUCAAUCUUAUAAUCCUCCGAAGAAAUCCAUUUAAAACUUUAAAAAGCCUUUAGAUUUUUAAGAAAGUUAAGAUAAAGAUUUUGAAUAAGCCAUUUAUGAUGAGAGUAAUACUGAAGAGUUCAUAAAAUUCGUCGAUUUGGGAGGAAUAGUUGAAAAUUUAAAAGAAAUUGGGUAGUUUAUGGGAGAAUAAACCUAUAUAUCCAAUCCUGUGAAUAUGGUCUUUUAACCAUUUUGCUCAUUUAUCAGAGAUAAAAAAUAAAAGAAUGAUAUUAUGCUUGGUCUCUUCAAAAGAGAUAUCUUAGAUUCUUUUGAUUAGAAGGAUUAUUCUGAUUAGAUAAGGAAAUUAGCCUCCAUUGCUUAUUAAUCACACUCUGAGUUAAUUGUUCAUGUUGAAGAAAAAGUAGAAAUUUAAAUCCUUCUAAGGAACGAUACUAAAAAAUUGGAAUGGCCAGAAAAUGUUUUGCUUGAGAAAUCAGGAAGUAAAAAAGUGGACUUAAUUAAGCCCCUUCAAAUAAGUAGAAAACUUGAACCUUAAGGAGUUAUGCAAUUAGAAAUUUAAAUUUAAGUAAAUAAGAGGGCAAAGUCUAACAUGAGGUAUAGAUUUAAACUAAAUCUGAGAGAUAAGGACACAAAAGAAUUGUUUGGAGAAUAAUUGAAAAUUAAAUUAAUGGUCGUAGAGGAUCUCAAAAGCAAGUUUAAGAAAGAAAAAGUCCAUAAAAGUGUUGUUAAAAUUCAUGACGUAAUAGAGAAUAUGUGA